CCCAAUCCAACAUUACAAAGAAGAAGACUCACCUAUUCAAGAUAUAGGAAAAAAAUAACAACAAAAGCAAAGUGAAAACUCGCAGUGGGAGGAAUUAAAAUGGUGAUCUAAAGUGUUGUGAAACACAUUGAAACCUUAGAGUCUGAUUCCAGUAUUCCAAGACGCUUGCACAAAUACUCAGGACAAUAGCCAAUUGGCCCAAAUGGCAUGUUCAAAUCAAAUGACAGAUAUCGAGCUGGAGGAAUGGCAAAAGAACCAAUUCGAUCGAUGUCUGGUGGAGAAUGCGAUAAACAAACUAAUCGAGACGUACGGCAUCCUCAACCAGACCGCCGACAAUCGGACAUAUAACGAGCGCUCCCAGAACUUGGAGGAGUCAGCGAUUCUUAUGGCCAUCAGUGAGCACGGACUGCAUCAGAACAAUGCUUUGCUGUUCCUGCCGGAACCGGAGCGGGAAGGGCAGCAGUCACACUACUACGACAUGUGUGGGCCAUCACGCGCUGCGGUGGAACCCCUGCCCUACGCUGACGAUAGGGGCACCACCGCACAACCCGAAUAUUCAGACGAGAGCAGUUCGAAUAACGACACUACUCACAUUCUCGAGGCUGCCGUCUCGCUUGCCAUCCAGAAGCAGGGGCUGGGCCUGUCUGGGCUGAACAGAUGAUGACCUGGCCGUGGGCGUCGUGUACUGAGUUGCGUUGCUGGCAGCUAAUUCGGUCGUAUCGAAUCUCCCCCGUGCGGUUCUAAAAUGUUUCUAGUGUUAACGGACUUUCAUUUACGUAAAUAUCAGACCUUCGUUGUAUUAUAUUAUCUGAUAGCGUUAGGAUGGGAUCGAAUUUCACGAUCGGAGUCGGAUUACUUUAAUUUAAAUGAAAUGUUUAAUUGUAAGAUUUUUCUAACAGAGAAAUAAAUUAACGUAAGUA
Messenger RNA from Hermetia illucens (black soldier fly), 920 nucleotides. RefSeq lists its product as uncharacterized. The record is from RefSeq and is a predicted model, not a curated record. Lineage: Eukaryota; Metazoa; Arthropoda; Insecta; Diptera; Stratiomyidae. The coding region runs from base 203 to 661 and encodes 152 amino acids. The transcript is spliced from 2 exons.